This is a messenger RNA of Leptinotarsa decemlineata (Colorado potato beetle), 3832 nucleotides long. RefSeq names its product facilitated trehalose transporter Tret1. Lineage: Eukaryota; Metazoa; Arthropoda; Insecta; Coleoptera; Chrysomelidae. Gene Ontology annotation, cellular component: membrane. The record is from RefSeq and is a predicted model, not a curated record. Gene Ontology annotation, molecular function: transmembrane transporter activity. Gene Ontology annotation, biological process: transmembrane transport.
UGUCUCAUAGUGUCUCCGCGAAGGUUUUGGAAGGUGCAGAGACAUUACUGUCGUUGCGCGGCUUCUUCAACAUUCCUGGGGUUCCCCUAGUGGAGGUGUACAAGUGAGGGCGCUUUCCUGCAGGGGCAGCCGGUUCCUUGCCUUUAUUCAAGGCGGAGAUCUUAGCGCCCGCCGCAGGAAGUGCCCUUGCUGUUGAAUGUGGAGUGGGGGAGGAGGACGGUGCACUUAUAAUUGCUGGCACUCUUGCCUCCUUUGCUCUCUUUCCCCUUUUGGCCUCGGCGCCGCAAAUGCGCUUAUGCCUUGGCCGCUGUAUUACAUCAUGAGGUAAUAUGCUAUGUCCAGCCUCAUUCCAAGCGGUGGGUUGGGGUGGGCAUUCCUGUUCAUCUGUCAUCGACCAGGAGGCCGGCGACCCCGUCCGUAAGGCCACAUCAGCUUCCCGGACAGGGCCUCCAGUCCCCUGGCCGUUCCCCUAUCCGCCACCUGGGAACGCGCCCCAUAGAUAGCCCAACCUACGGGCAGUGGUUUUCUUGCUCUAAUCGCAACAGUAUAGUGUGAAGGAACCUUCAUUUGUUAACUGUUGAGUUCUGCUACCAAGCAGAGUACAUGGAUAUGGCUAGUCUUGCCGAAAGGUCUUGAUAAGGUCAAAGUACUCAAAAAAAACGUGAAAUGUGUAAAACACUCAAUUAGGUGCUCAAAAAAACGUGAAAUGUCGCUCAGAAGUUGUUGAAUGACGUCAACGGCGAUCCAGAUUUGCUUAAAAGGGUCAUAACUGGCGAAGACUCAUGGGUAUAUGGGUAUGACAUCGAAACUUAAGCCCAAUCGUCUCAAUGCAGGAGCCGAGGAGAGCCAAGACUGAAAAAAGCACACCAAGUUCGAUCAAAUGUCAAGGUUUUGCUCACUGUUUUUCUCGAUUACCGUGGCGAAGUGCAUCAGUUCUUGCCACAUGGUCGUACGUUCAAUAAGGAGUAUUAUCUUGAAGAUAUGCAACGCUUGCGACAAGCAAUACGAAAACAAUGUCCGGUAUUUUAGAAAAAUAAUGCCUGGCUUUUGCAUCACGAUAAUGCCUCUGCUCUCUCGUUAUUGCCUGUUCGUAUUUGUUUGGCCAAAAACACAAAAACAACACCGUAAUGAUGCCUCAGCCACCAUAUUCACCAAAUUUGGCCCCCUGUGACUUUUUCCUACUCCCAUGAUUGAAGAGAGCCACGAAAGGAUGGUUAUCUGAAGCGCAGAGAAAGCUCAAGGACAUACCAAGAAGUGCUUAUCAGAACUGCUCAGAGGAUCGGACAAAACUCUGGCACAAGUGUAUUAUAUUUGAGGGGGACUACUUUCAAGGGAAAACAGUAGAAAUUGAUGAAUGAAUAAAUAUAAUAAAAAUCCCUCUAGAAACAACUAUUAUCAUGUGAACAUCGAAUUAUACGAAAAUCACUUCCCCAUUCAGUUUCUUUAUACCAAAAACUACACUAUUCAAAACUCGCUCCAGUUUAUAGAAAUAAAUAUUUGAAAUGUUCACCUUCACUUUCUGUCAAUAACGAAGUUAUUUAUAACAUUAUGGAAUAUUUAGGACUCAAUUUCGUGGCAACACGAAAUACUUUAGAUUUCACAAAUCCCCACAAAAAAUCUAAGGGUGUCAUAUCAGUUGAUUCAACAGGCCGUUCUAAGGGACCACGUCUGCCUAUCCCGUUUCUAUAAGGAAGUUGGUAGCAUCGUCUAGACGACGAGUGAUGCCGAACUAUUGUUUUUCUCAUUGAAGCAUAUUGAAAAUGAUAUGACCUUGAUAUCUUGUUCUGUUCAAAAGUUAAGAGGCGAGGACUUUUUACUUCCACACUGUAUUUUUCUUCAUAAACUUUCAAGUAUCACUCUGAUUUCGGGGUCAUACAAGAUAUGAUAACAUUCCUCUUCUCAAAUUUUUAAUUAUUUUCAGUAGUAUCGGUUAGUUUUCAAUACAGAUACUCAACGUGCUUAAUAAGUGAAAACAUCAUUUUGCUAUCAAAACAAAGGCGCAACAAUUAUCGCAGUACGAACCAAAACUUAUAAGUAUGACUAAAAGCUAUUUGAAUUACAAUGUUCUCGUUAUUUCCACAGUUUGCCUCAUCGCGACGUCAGUUGACGUCCCUCUCAGCUGGCCAUCUCCAAUGAUCCCCAAACUUAACGGUACCCUCGACAAUCCGCUAGGCCGACCAAUCACACCAGACGAAAAUGCGUGGAUUGGAAGCUUGGUUCCCAUAGCUGCCGCCAUUGGUGCAUUUCCGUUCGGUUACCUUUCGGACAAAUUCGGAAGAAAAAUUGGAUUACUCUGCACAGCUGUCCCCCUGAUAAUCUCGUUCUUCACUUUGGCAUUUGGAACACAGAUCGAAUUCAUCUAUUUCGCAAGAAUAAUAGCUGGUUUGGCCAUGGGAUCUGGUUACGCCUUGCUGCCGAUUUAUCUGGGAGAGGUGUCCAAGGAUUCCAACAGAGGAAUGAUAUCCCAAGCCAUGAACGUAUUUUGGGCGCUAGGGAACUUCUUCAGCUACUCCACAGGACCGUUUCUAUCGUACAAGCUAUUCAACUUGUUGGCGGGAGGGAUACCUACAACCUUCUUCGUGCUGUUUCUAAUCUUAGCACCAGAGACCCCGUACUACUUGGUUUCCCAAAACAAAACUAAGGAGGCGACAAAAUCCUUGAUGUUGCUCCGAGGCGUAAAUGAAGAAGACGCGGAGAAGGAAACAAAGAUAAUAAUCCAACUCCUGGAGAAAGAGGAAAGCGGACGUUUAAGAGACUUGUGCGCAAACCCGGCAGUGAGAAAAGCGUUCGUUAUUUGUAUGGCUCUGGUACUGGCUCAGGAACUAUGCGGCUUCACAGUGAUAUUCAUCUAUUUGCAAUCCAUAUUUGAAGCCGCUCACACGAAAAUUUCGUCCGAAAUAUCUUCGCUUAUAAUCUCGGUGUUCGUGCUUUUGUCCAGUUUCGUUAAUCCGUUCUUCAUCGACAGGUCUGGAAGGAGGGUUUUAAUAAUAAUUUCUUUCUUCGGCAUGUUUGUGUCUUUAUCCGGCCUGGGAGCUUUUUUCUAUAUCAAAGACUCCACUGAACUCAGCACAGAUCCGAUAUACUGGCUACCAGUCACCAGUAUCGUUGCCUUUAUAUUCUCCUUCAACUUUGGUAUCAGCGCUGUGCCUUGGACGCUAACCUCUGAAAUGUUUCCCAACAACGUCAAACAAGUGGCUUCUACCACCAUAUCUAGCGUGAGCUGGGCGCUAUCUUUUGUUUUAACAAGGUUUUUCAACGACCUGAAUGAAUAUAUGGGACAGGCGGAAAGUUUUUGGUUGUUCGCUGCUUUCUGCUUAGUUGGUGCAAUUUUGACUGGCAUAUUUGUGCCAGAAACUAAAGGAAAAAGUUUUGGGGAAAUACAAAACAUGCUCGAAUCUGAAAGUGUGUUUCAGUUUAGAGAAAGAAAGAAGAAAUUUGGAGGUGCAGAUGCCUGAGAUGGUGAAAUCCCUCGACUGUCACUGAUAACUAAAUCUUUGAACAAGGCAGAAGGAUCUGUUGACCAGAGGGAACACAUGAAUCGUGUGAAACCCAAGUCGGGAAUGCAGAACAUCGUUUCAAAGAAGAGGUUCAACACACUAUGUGUAUCUGUAGAGUAUCAGAAAAACUGAUUCCUUUUUUUGACACUCUAGUCAUCUCCUAAUCGUGAUACAAAUACAAAGGGGUGAAAAUACAUAUACGGUCUGUUCUCGAUCUAACAAGAAGAAAUUACUAAUAGAUUGAAAGGUACAACUGAAAUUUCUGGCGCAGAAUAAACCCACACACCUGAACUGUGAUACUUUUAUUGAAUACAAAUUUCGAAAUAAAAAAAUAA